This is a messenger RNA of Oncorhynchus kisutch (coho salmon), 1746 nucleotides long. RefSeq lists its product as uncharacterized. The record is from RefSeq and is a predicted model, not a curated record. The transcript has 3 exons. The coding region runs from base 167 to 1627 and encodes 486 amino acids. NCBI's taxonomy places the organism in Eukaryota, Metazoa, Chordata, Actinopteri, Salmoniformes, Salmonidae.
AACAAAGAGCCUCCAAAAACUCUCUAGUCAUGAGUUCCAAACCAAAGCUGAGAAAGGAGUGAGUGAGGUCCUCUCUAGAUCAUUUAACAUUGUGGAGGAAGGCACAACAGAUAAGUACCUCCAGUCUGUAUCUACAUCCACCACAUCUACUGAUAUUAUACAAACCAUGGUGAAAGACCAGCAGGAGCUCACCCAGACCACCCAAUCAUCUGACAUGGUAUCUGGAACCUCCCUGCUCACCACUGGACAGGUUUUUGAGAAAAGGAUCUGGUCUGUUGCUCGUAACAUCUACUACAGUCUGGAAAGUAAGAUUACGGAGUUUCUCAGAAAAGAUCUUCAAAGAUCAGACACAACACUUGGUUCAAUCCAAAUCUUUACAUAUCAAAGCAGUCCUGCAUCACAAAGAGCAAGUCUCGGCCAUCUUGAGGUCAACCAGAGCAGUGUUACACCUGGAGGAAACGUUGCCUGUGUGGACAUUCCGCACAAAUUACUACCUAAAACCUCUGAGCUCUCAGGAUCCAUGCUGGAGGAUAUUGACACGAUCCGUUGUAGGAGUGCUGACAGCCAAAAUACAAGAAAUACCUCUUCUUCACGCUCCUCCAUCUCUCUAACACCUACUUCAAAAUUAAGGCAGUCGAAAUGGCACUUUGCCUUACCCGGGACUCCCAUCCCCACUGAGUUUCCUGCUCAGAUUGACUUUCCCAUUGUUAGAAACACAAUCAUUGAGGACUUCUUUCACACAGAGGACUUACUUCCUGUAACCUUUGUGGACAAAGUCAGGCAAGCUGCUGGGGUGGUAGUGGACAUUAUGGUGGAAAGUGUUGAGAACACACAGGAAGAUGGACAGGGUGCUUCUCAUCUUGACGACCUCCGAUCUGCUGUUAGGAAAUUGAGAAAAAUAAUUUCCACUUGGACCAUCCACAUUUUCAGUCAUGAAUUGGUGGAUAAAGUGAUAGCCCUUCAGGACAGCCACAGCACUCCACAGGUCUUAACAUUGGAAGCAGCCAAAAGUGCUUCAGACUCCAUUCUUUCAAGGCUGAAAUGGGGAAAGGAACAAUGUGCCAUAUCCAAGGAGCUCUCCUCUCAGCUUCUCCAGAUAUUUGCUGAAGAGACAGUGAAGGGCUUCCUGAGACAGUGGUCAGAUGAGUAUGAAAACAUAAACUUUGAUGUUUCAGUCCAGAACGAUCCAAAGACUACUACUUGCAUGGUCAUUCUUCAAAUGAUCACCAAAGCCACUGCUAAAUGUUAUUUUGAGUCCACUACCAGUGUGGCCACCAGUGACAUUGUAGAAGGCGUGUUUGAUUUGGAAAGGGAUACCAUCAGCAGUACUGGAGAGCAGGUCCUCACCUUUAACACAAAGGGUUCCAAGAAAGUUAGUAAGAACCUCUGUCCUCAAGAGUCUCUGGAGUACCAGCCUCAGAACAUUUCCCCUACUGUGUACUUUACAGAGACGAUGACAACAUCUCAUGGCUCCUUUUCUCCAGAGGGAAUUUAUGAUAUCGCAUCGUCCUUCCCACUUGAAGAGAAGAGUCACAAACCCUCCCUUUUCACCAGAUUGUCUAGAUCCAUCACGAAAGGCUUUCUCAGCCCAUUCAAAUCUUCAAGGAAAACCAAAUUAUUUAAAUAAAUUCCUCAUUAUAAACAACGAGAGCAUUCAUUUGUUCAGAUGAGAAUCUAAUCGUAUUGGUCACAUACGCAGAAAACAACUGUGAGAUCCUUUAUUACGAGCACAUUCCCAACAAUGCA